AUGGCUCCCUUCGAUUAUCUUCCAGGGUCUGUUUCUACACAUACUUUCCUGCGACGGCUUUCAUCGGACGGUGUCUACGACCGACUGGCCGAAGCUUUUUCCGGAAUGGGUACAGCUGCCAUAGCCAACGCAGAUGUUAACGAUACAUUUUUUCAGUAUACUCCCAACGAAAUGAGACCAGACUGUCAUUAUUAUCGCGACUCUGAGUCCGCCGAAUACUCUGGUAAUCUGUUCGGAGAAAUCCUAGGUCAGGCGCACGGCACUUUCGUUGGUGCCAGAGGUAAUCAUUAUCCCGGGCCCAAUGCUGCCAGGCCUAACCAAAUUACAGAUCAGUCGAAAGCAAGGUGCAGUAUAGCAAUCGGUUGCCCCUCCUUUGCACCAGAUAGGUUGAAAACUAUAUGGCAUAAUCAACUUUGCACUUUUGUGGGACUCCGUGAUUCUGAGAUGGAUUCGUCGAUUAGUGUGAAGGAAAUCGUCAAGUCGACUACUUCUGGUCGAGGUAUUGAUGCGAUUACUUUGACGGGUGGUUUAAUGUAUACGUCUCCGAGGCGUCACCGUGAUAUGAAAAGUGGUGAAUGCUCUGAGUUGUCCACGGUUGUGCCUUUGUACAAGAAACGACCUCUACCUGGACAAGACGUUGAUUCUUCUUCUUCCUCCGUGGCCGCCACGGGCGUUGAUCAGGAUACAUUGAUUUGGCCGUCCGGUAUGCAUUGCGUACUUCUAGUUGCUUUAUGUGACCAUGUUCUAGGCAAUGACAUCUAUGUUGGCGCUGAAUACGAUCAUCGUCUGAUGCCAGAUUCGGGCGGUCGGCUGUUUGCUUUGAAAAAAGCGAAGUUAGUACAGCCGGAUUGGCGCGACAUCUCUGGCAGUCUGAUCACACCUUGGAGCAAUUAUGCAAGCCUCCGGCCUGGAACUCUCAUCAUCGCCAAUGUAAGCAUAAGGACCUUUAUUGUUAGAGGUAAAGCCAGUAGGAAACCAGAGCGCAAGAUUUUUCAAGCACUCAUUAAUCAUCUUCAAGUUGUUGCGGAGUCAGAUGUUCAUGUAUCAGUCCCUGAGCCGCUGCGAUUGAAAUCUGCAGUAGGGUGUGUUUCUGCAGAAUAUGCUUAUGAUUCAGGCGAGGCUGCUUUUGUGGAUUUGAAGACCACAUUUGCGAACUGUUUUUCUGCUAUGGAUGUUAGCAUGCGUGAUGGCGAGAAUCCGACGGUCGAGAGGGGCAAGAAAGCGAGAACUCAAUAA
Molecule: messenger RNA, 1236 nt
Organism: Lentinula edodes (shiitake mushroom)
Lineage: Eukaryota; Fungi; Basidiomycota; Agaricomycetes; Agaricales; Omphalotaceae
Exons: 5
Coding region: 1-1236 (411 amino acids)
Source: RefSeq, a predicted model, not a curated record